This is a messenger RNA of Sphaeroforma arctica JP610, 195 nucleotides long. RefSeq lists its product as hypothetical. The record is from RefSeq and is a predicted model, not a curated record. NCBI's taxonomy places the organism in Eukaryota, Ichthyosporea, Ichthyophonida. The annotation marks the transcript as partial. The transcript has a single exon.
AUGCAACAAUGCACACUAACAUACACCAAUACCCCCCGACGCGCACUACUACAGGAGCAUACAGGCGCAGGCAUGGGCGACUCUUUCACAAUCAACAUCCCACUGCCCCCAGGAAGUGGUAGUGGGGCGUAUGCGUAUGCAAUAGAGACCAUUGUGGUCCCUAGUAUUAAAAGAUUUAGGCCCGAGCUGAUCAUG